Molecule: messenger RNA, 529 nt
Organism: Nerophis lumbriciformis (worm pipefish)
Lineage: Eukaryota; Metazoa; Chordata; Actinopteri; Syngnathiformes; Syngnathidae
Product: transmembrane protein 229B-like
Source: RefSeq, a predicted model, not a curated record
AUGGCGACCGCGAUCCUGCAGCCUCCCGUGCUGCUGACGGCCUUCUCCCGCUGGUACCUGUACGUCAUCCACGGCUACUUCUGCAAGGUCAUGUCCAUGGCGGUGUGGGAGUUCGCCGUGCAGUCCGAGUGGAAGUUCCCGGGCGUGACGAGCGUGUGGGCGCUCUUCAUCUACGGCACGUGCAUCCUGGCGGUGGAGCGCAUGUACCUGUACCUGCGCGGGCGCUGCCACGUGUUGGUGCGCUGCCUCAUCUACACGCUGUGGACGUACAUGUGGGAGCUGAGCACGGGGCUGCUGCUGCGCCAGUUCCACGCCUGCCCCUGGGACUACUCCGCCUUCCGCUACAACUUCCUGGGCCUGAUCACGGCCGAGUUUGCGGUGCCGUGCUUCUGCGCCUCCUUCAUCGUGGAGCGCCUGGUCAUCCGCAACACGCUGCGCCUGCGCUACCAUCAGGGCAACGACGACGGCUGGGGGCGGAACUACAUCGACUGGUUGUCCGGCAAUAACAGCUUCUUCAAAUGAGACUGAA